Molecule: messenger RNA, 297 nt
Organism: Mucor velutinosus
Lineage: Eukaryota; Fungi; Mucoromycota; Mucoromycetes; Mucorales; Mucoraceae
Exons: 1
Coding region: 1-297 (98 amino acids)
Biological process (GO): translation
Cellular component (GO): large ribosomal subunit
Molecular function (GO): structural constituent of ribosome
Source: RefSeq, a predicted model, not a curated record
AUGAUGCAACGUCGAUUAUUCACCUCUAGCGCAAAGACAGCAGCAGACUACUACAAGAUUACAUUAAAGAGAUCAGCUAUCGGUCUUCCUCAAGAUGUUCGUGCAGCCUCAAAAACAUUAGGUCUUGUCCGUCUUCACCAAACUUCAUACAAGCCUGUCAAUGCUAGUAAUGCAGGUCUUAUUCUCAAGCUCAAGGAGCUUGUCCAAGUUCAAGUGGUUGACCAUAUCCCUACUACUGAAGAGUUGAAGGCAGCAAAACCUCCCAGAGGUUAUACCGUUGUGGGUCGUAAACUUUAA